AGAUAAAGGAAGAGAUAAGCCACCUCUUCUUUUCCCUUUCCUCUAUCCCCUCCACUCCACUCUGCUUCAUUACUGUAUCCAAGGGAGCGGAGCUCCACCGCCGCAUCCAUGGCGAUCGCCGCCGCCGCCGCCGCCGCCACCGCAGCCGCGCUCUCCUCUCUCUCACUCCGCCCCUCCCUCCCCUCCUCCCUCCUCUCCUCGAACCCUAAACCCUCCUCCCUCAUCCUCCUCCGCCAUCCCCAUCGGCCCCCACCAGCUCCUCUUCUCUGCUCCAAGCUCACCCCCUCCGCCGCAGACGACGCCACCGACGCCGCUGUUGCCGACGCCGGAGACGACGACGACGACGACGACGACGCCUUCGACCCGCCGUCCCCGCCAGAGGGCUACGUGCCCCCGACGCCCUUCGACGAGCUCCCCCCGGAGACGGAGGAGGAGAUCGCCGCGGCCUACGAGGAGAUCUACGGCCCCGCGUUCAGCGGCGUGAGCGUGCUCGGGAACGACGUGUUCGCCAUGGACGCGAAGCUCAAGAAGGCCGGGGGGCUCCUGGGGCGGCGGAAGAGGGAGAAGCCCAACGACGGGUUCGAGGAGAGGGUGGUGCAGGUGCGGAGGGUGACGAAGGUGGUGAAGGGGGGGAAGAAGCUCUCCUUCAGGGCCAUCGUCGUCGUCGGCGACAAGAAGGGCCACGUCGGCGUUGGCGUCGGGAAGGCCAAGGAGGUCGUCGACGCCAUCGCAAAAUCGGCGGCGAAUGCGCGGCGGAACAUCGUCACCGUGCCCAUGACCAAGUACUCCACCUUCCCCCACAGAGCUGAUGGAGACUACGGAGCAGCAAAGGUAAUGCUGAGGCCUGCUUCGCCCGGUACAGGUGUUAUCGCCGGUGGAUCUGUGAGAAUCGUACUGGAACUGGCCGGUGUCGACAACGCUUUGGGAAAGCAAUUGGGUAGCAAAAACGCGCUCAACAACGCGAGAGCGACCGUGGUCGCUACCCAGAAGAUGAGGCAGUUCCGCGAAGUCGCUCUCGAACGGGGAAUUCCCAUGGAGGAAUUAUGGAAGUGACUAAACCUGUUGCAAAACCCGAUUCUUUUGAUUAUGUUUCGAUUACUCCUUUUUCGCUUGUAUUUACCGAAGAAAUAUUGUAACCUGUUUCCUUUUCUUAUAUGUUUGUUUUGUUGUGGAAUUGAUUAUGAUGUGUGGGUGGAGAGUAAACGUCUCAGGAUUUUGUAAUUAUGUUUCUCAUUAAGUUCUUGAUCUGAGGAUUUUCGCAACA
Messenger RNA from Ananas comosus (pineapple), 1264 nucleotides. RefSeq names its product 30S ribosomal protein S5, chloroplastic-like. Lineage: Eukaryota; Viridiplantae; Streptophyta; Magnoliopsida; Poales; Bromeliaceae. The coding region runs from base 109 to 1053 and encodes 314 amino acids. Gene Ontology annotation, biological process: translation. The transcript is spliced from 2 exons. Gene Ontology annotation, molecular function: structural constituent of ribosome; RNA binding. Gene Ontology annotation, cellular component: mitochondrial small ribosomal subunit; ribosome. The record is from RefSeq and is a predicted model, not a curated record.